AUGCUGUCUUCAGAAUGGAUGCAGCGCAAAAACAUUGAAUACAAACAAAAAAUAGAGGAACUUAACGAACUAUGCACAGAGCUGAAGGAGCAACUUGCAACAAAGGAGCUUAAUGAAUAUGAACAGGAGGUUCGUAUUCGGGAUCUGAGGGCCCAGCUUAAAGAGCUCAGCGAUGUUGAAGACAAACUAUCUCUUGCAAAUCGAAAUGCAAGAGUUCUCGAAGAAGAGAACAAUUCUCUACUUUUGAAGCUGAAGUCGGGCGAGCUGGAAAGAAAAGCCACAUCAACGGUACGUGCAGAGGCUAUAAAAUUAAUUGAGGAAAAUAACCAAUUGAGAUUUGAUAUUGAAGAACUUCGUGCCUCAUAUAACAAGGCUAUUCAAAGAGAACAUCAGCUUGAGCAAAAAUGCAAAAAUCUUGCCGAACUACAAGAAAAAGCAGAUGCCCAAAUGAUUGGCCUUAAUAAAAAAACACUGAAAUGGAGGGCCGUUUUAUGGAGGAGCAGCGCCAAUGGACCCUUGCAAAGGAAGCUUGGGAGGCGGAAAAGGCAAGAUAUAUUCAAGAUUAUGAAGAAGUACUCGCGUCCAUUCAAAGGUUUGAGGGAUCAACGCAACAACGAGAAUGUAGAGAUGUAA
This is a messenger RNA of Trypanosoma conorhini, 633 nucleotides long. RefSeq lists its product as uncharacterized. The transcript has a single exon. Bases 1 to 633 code for a protein of 210 amino acids. The record is from RefSeq and is a predicted model, not a curated record. NCBI's taxonomy places the organism in Eukaryota, Euglenozoa, Kinetoplastea, Trypanosomatida, Trypanosomatidae.